AUGGGUCUAGGAGUAAAGGCGAAGAACCGCAGGGGCCCCACGGUUCAAAUUGAUUAUCUCAUCCAUAUUCAUGAGAUUAAGCCUUGGCCCCCAUCACAGUCACUCAGAUCACUCCGUUCCGUGUUGAUUCAAUGGGAAAAUGGCGACCGCAAUUCUGGGUCUACCAACCCUGUUGUCCCCUCACUUGGGUCUGUUGUUGGUGAGGGGAAAAUCGAAUUCAACCACUCUUUCAGGUUACCUGUGACUCUGCUAAGGGACAUGUCUGUUAAAGGUGGUGGUGAUGGUGAUGCAUUUCAAAAGAAUUGCUUAGAGUUCCACUUGUAUGAGCCUCGGAGGGACAAGACGAAAGGUCAGUUGUUGGCGACUGCCAUUGUAGAUUUGGCUGACCAUGGCGUUGUGAAAGAGACAAUAAGCGUGAGCGCUCCAAUGAACAGUAAGAGGAGCUUUAGGAACACUGAUCAACCAGUUCUGUUUAUCAAAAUUCAGCCUUUUGUGAAGGGUCGUACUAGCUCCUCAUCUGGGGACAGCUUGUCGAGAGGGGCAUCACUGGACAAAGCCGGUGGUGAAUCUGUUUCGGGCUUGACGAAUGAAGAAUAUGUUGAGGAAGCCGAAGUUGCCUCUUUUACGGAUGAUGAUGUUUCCUCACACUCAUCUCAGACAAUUUCUUCUGCUUUAGAUACAAAUCGCACUUUGUCUCCUAAAAAACAAGAGACUGGAGAAGAGACACGGCCUCAUAGCACUGAAGGUAAAAAUGAAAAGCAUGCCUUAGCCUCAAAACUAGGGCUUGAAAGACCAAAUUUAAUACAUGAAUUUAUGAAGGGAGGUUCAUCGUGCUCAUCAUCAGUCGACCUAUCUUCUGACCCUGGAAGCCCAGUAAAUGGUAAUGCUUCUGUAGCUAACUCUUCCAGCUCAAGUUCAACAAUCCUAAAAGCUGUUGGUUCAGAGACUGCCCCUUCUCCAUCUGCAUCCGUAUUGAAUGAAAAGGCUGAGGAGUCCCGCACCAGCAUGAGAAGCAAUGGCCAUGAGCGUUUAUCUCACGAGGUUAAUGACAAGGUUUUUGAUGGUGGAAGUAAAAUCACAGCUGUUAUUCAACAGAUUACCAAGUAUGAUGAGAAAGCUUGGGGAAUUGGCAGGGAUUGCCUGGAGGCUACAGUUAGUGAUGAUAGUUCUACAGAGGACAGCGAAAGAAAGAAACAAGAAAACAGAGAUGAAAGACAACAUGUUGAUGAGGAAAAGCAAGCUCAGAGGGAAGGUGAAUCAUUCAUUGCACAUGAGGCUAACGGAAAGCAAGAUCCACUCGGAACGAAGGAAAAUAUAAAGCAUGUUAAGUCCGUUAGGUCAGCUAUUGACUCGGCUAAGAACGCAUUACACAGGAAUGAUCAGAAUGCAGAAGUAAAGGAAUCUGGUAUUCAGGGAGAUGCACAGAAAAGUGCAGGUGUUGCAGUAAGCUUCAGAGGGAAGGAAAGAAAAGAUGCUAAGGUGUAUCCUAGGGAUACAAGAAGUGUCAUUUUAGAAAGCAAAAUUCAUCAGCUGGAACACAGGAUAAAGUUGCUUGAGGGAGAAUUGAGAGAAGCUGCAGCUGUCGAGGCUGCCCUUUAUUCAGUAGUCGCUGAGCAUGGAAGUUCUAUGAGUAAGGUCCAUGCUCCGGCUCGGCGCCUUUCUAGGUUGUAUCUUCAUGCUUGCAAAGAAAGUUCCCGUUCUAGGAGGGCCAGUGCAGCUAGAAGUAUUAUUUCAGGACUAGUUUUGGUUACAAAAGCGUGUGGGAAUGAUGUCCCAAGGCUAACAUAUUGGCUGUCAAAUUCCAUUGUGUUGAGAACAAUAAUAAGCCAGGUUACCGGGGAACCAGAACUACUUCUGUCUCCAGGGUCUUCUAUUGACCGGAAUGGUGCUGGAAAAGUAAAAAAUAAUGUGUCAUCUCCAAUAAAAUGGAAGGCUCCCUCUUCUGGGAAGAAAGAAGGAAUGAAGCUCUUAAAUGGAAGUUUCGGUGACUGCGAUAACCCACAUACAUUUAUGUCUACAGUGGAGAAGAUUGAAUCGUGGAUCUUCUCCCGAAUAGUUGAAUCUAUCUGGUGGCAGACUUUGACCCCACAUAUGCAGUCUGUUGCUGCAAAGGAACUUAAUGAAGAAGGUGUUGACUCUGGGUCGAGGAAAAACUAUAGGACAUCUAGUUCAAUUGAUCAAGAACAAAGUAACUUUUCAUUAGACCUCUGGAAGAAGGCUUUCAGGGAUGCUUGUGAAAGACUCUGUCCAGUACGAGCUGGGGGACAUGAAUGUGGCUGCUUGCCUUUGUUGGGUAGAUUGGUAAUGGAGCAAUCUGUGGCUAGACUAGAUGUGGCAAUGUUCAAUGCUAUUCUUCGUGAAUCUUCUGAUGAGAUCCCCACCGAUCCUGUGUCUGACCCCAUCAGUGAUUUGAAGGUUCUCCCGAUUCCAGCUGGGAAAUCAAGUUUUGGAGCUGGCGCACAACUGAAGAGUGCGAUUGGGAACUGGUCCAGAUGGCUAACUGACCUAUUUGGUAUGGAUGAUGAUGAUGAUUCACUUGAAGAUGUGAAUGACGAUUAUGACAAUGAUGAGAGGCAAGAUAAAUCAUUCAAGUCUUUCCAUCUCCUCAAUGCGUUGAGCGAUCUCAUGAUGCUUCCAAAGGACUUGCUCUUAAGUAAAUCCAUCAGAAAAGAGGUUUGCCCUGCAUUUGCUGCACCACUGAUCAAAAGGAUUCUCGACACUUUUAUCCCAGACGAAUUUUGCACUGACCCAAUUCCUGGCGUUGUGCUUGAAGCCCUGGAAUCCGAGGACACUCUUGAGGUCGGGGAGGAGGCUGUCACAAACGUCCCCUGCACUGGAGCUGGUACAGUCUAUUUGCCACCCUCAACGAAUUCCGUUGCGAGUAUUAUUGGAGAGGUUGGAGGCCAAUCACAGCUGAGAAGAAGUGGGUCUUCAGUGCUCAGAAAAGCAUACACCAGUGAUGAUGAGCUUGAUGAAUUGAAUUCACCCUUGGCCUCAAUAUUCAUAGAUUAUUCCCGGUCUUCACCAGUUGCAACAAAGCUCAGCUGGGUAUCAAAGGGAAAUAGCCAACAAAAUGCCAUCAGAUACGAACUCCUUCGAGAUGUGUGGAUGAAUAGCGAGUAG
Prunus armeniaca (apricot) is the source of this 3123-nucleotide messenger RNA. The record is from the annotation of a GenBank genome assembly. NCBI's taxonomy places the organism in Eukaryota, Viridiplantae, Streptophyta, Magnoliopsida, Rosales, Rosaceae.